Messenger RNA from Lates calcarifer (barramundi perch), 2062 nucleotides. RefSeq names its product transmembrane p24 trafficking protein 8 (gene tmed8). Gene Ontology annotation, cellular component: Golgi membrane. The record is from RefSeq and is a predicted model, not a curated record. The transcript has 6 exons. Lineage: Eukaryota; Metazoa; Chordata; Actinopteri; Centropomidae. Bases 161 to 970 code for a protein of 269 amino acids.
ACACGGAAGUCUCAAAAUUCGCCUGUUUUUUCCUGUGAGGAAGCCGCGCCGUGGAUCCGUCACAUGAUUGCAGUGAUAUGGAAUCGUCCCUCCUGAUGGCCUGAGUUGGAUUAAAGUAAAACUGUUUCGAGUUACCAGACUACCAGCGUUUCAUCUCGCCAUGGAGAGAUUAGAGGCUACAUCAGAGCUCCAGUCACGGCUGUCAUCUCUCUCCUUCUCGUCUUUCCCCGGAAUAACAUCCAAACAGUGCGACAACAGACCGCUGGACAGGCUCCAGAAUACAGAUCUAUCACAGAGCUUUACCCAGUCCAAAAACCAGGAUAAUAUGGAUGAAACCAAGGAGGAUUCAGGGCAGCGUUCAGAGGGUAAUGAAGAGUCCCCUGCUGAGCUGGCCCUGGGGGAAGGAGGCGAGGAGAACAACAGCGCUGGGAGCUGUCAGCUCUCCACUGAGAUGAAAGCCCAGAUGCCACCCCUGAAACCCCCAACUACAUGGACAUCUGCUGCACUGAAGGAGCUGAAGGCAAAGCUUCGACUGGAGAAGGACAGCGUGGUGACAGUGUACCGAGGCGACAUCAUGACAGUUCACGUGCCCACUGUCCCCGAGGCCAAAAAAGUGUGCUGGGAGUUCGCAACUGACGGCUAUGACAUUGGCUUUGGCAUCUAUUUUGACUGGACUCCUGUCACGAACCGGUCUAUCACAGUGCACAUCAGCGAGUCAAGUGAUGACGAAGAUGAAGAAGAGGAGCUGGAAGGGCCUCUCCCCAACGGAGAUAUUGAGAAGGGCUCCAAAACUCACACCAACUCAAACCUGGCUGAAAUCUUACCCGUAUACCGUCAGGACAGUCACUUGUCUGUUUAUGGGGGGAGCCACGAUUUUCCAGGUGAAGGCACUUACCUGGUGAAGUUCGACAACUCCUACUCACUUUGGCGAAAUAAAACUCUUUACUACAGGGUUUAUUACAGUGCCUGAGAUGCCAAUCUAUUGUUUAAGAAUGUUACUCUUAAUAAUGAUGAACUAUUUUUGAUUCUGUACUUGGAAAAAAUGAAAUUAUAAUAUAAAAUAUACUAAAAAUAGGCAUAUCUAUUUUUUAUCACUAUCAGCUUGUGUUGCCACAUGUCAAAUUUCCGUAUAUUGUCAGAUAUUUUUGAAUGCAGCAUUUUCUCCAAUGUUUUGCUGAUAGAUAUUUGAUGAAGCCUUGCAGAGGUGCCAUGUUCCCAUGUAUGCACUGUGCUAUUUGGUCAAGUGCCCAUCAUAAAGCAUAUAUUGUCUUCAGCUGUAACAUUUCUAUUGUAGCAGUGAUCAGGGAACACCUGCACAGAAUAUAUUUCACCAGGCCAGGUGCUUAAAUCAGCAGUGCUCUGAAGAAAUGGAGGUUUUCUGUUGCGUGUGUGUGUGCGUGCACUUUCUAUUGAUUAUGAUUGUUCCGUCGCUACGUUGUUGUCACUUGUAUUUAUCCCUCUGCUUUGUUGUGUAACUUAUUUUUCAUCCAUGUUAAAUCUAAUCAUGUGAUAACAGAGAAUACAAUUAUGAAAUACAAACUCUGUGCACAGACAUGUCUUCUGUGUUCGUGGUGUAUUGGUGAAAGAUAGAAAUUGAAUGUACCGAACCAAGUGGUAACAGUUUUUCAGAGUGUGCUUUUUAUGACACAAAUAAAAGCCAUCCCUUAUCACAGAAAGCUCUUAUUAUGUAAUAUAGAUUCAAUAUUUACAUUUGCCUUUCAUUUGCUGUUUCAGAGGGAAGGGAGCAGUUGUAAUAAUUAAUCUAAAUGUGUUUUGUGCGCAGGUUUAUGUGCGUGAACGUCACUGUGUUUGUUUUUGAAUAUCCUCGGUGCAUCGGGCAUACUUUGGAUCUGAUUGUGUUGAUUAGCUUUGUUUCAUCCUGUUUCUACCACGUUCACUUGUGCGCAUGUUUCCAAAGAUGUCACAGAUUUGGCUGCUAAUGUCGUACACUAUGUAAAGCAACAGGUUUGAAGCCUCCCAUGUUUGCUGUACUGUACCUUCACUGUAUGUUACAAUGAAUUUAUCCUGAGAUUUAUAUCCACAAUAAAUAGAAGAUUGUCUA